AUGUCGGCACUCAUGUUCCAGCCUCUAACCUGGAGGGCCAGCAGACUGUUCUUCAGACAACCCUGGCGUGACGAACUCUGCGAGUGUCGCGCAGACACCCCUGAUUAUGGCAGAGGUACACAAACCGUCACACCACAAUUUGAGUAUCGUUUUUCUCCUUCUCUGUGCCCAGGCGCAUGGCUGGUUGCACUCUCAUCCUUCUCAUUUCUCUCUGUGAGUGCUACUAGUCUGUCAACGAGCAAGCGAACCUCUGCUAGCAACCGAAUCGAUACCACACUCGUCUGGGAUAUGUUGAAGGCCAUACACAAACCCAUCCAGCUGUUUUACAUUCGAGCAUGUCUUCUGACAGGACGACUAGUUGCUGCUGAAGAAGAACUGAAAAUGCUUCAGUCUGAUGAGGAAGGGGUCGCGAACAGUGCACCCGAAGAAGUUUGUUUGAAGGAAUCCACAGUCACGACCCAGACUGAGUCGACUGAAGUCAGUCAGUCCGAAGGAGCUGGGAAUCAGCAUGACUCCGCUAAAACUUCCGCGGCUUUCAACUGGACUACGGGCCACUGUCUCCAGUUCCUUCAGGCACAAUUGGCCUACCUCAAGAACAUUCAUUCCGAUGCUUUUCGGCGUCUUUCGAACAUACCGCCUCCAGCUCAAGCUCCUUCAGAGACUGGUCAUUGUGAGAGCAGUCUGGUCUGGAACAACCUUGCUCUUGUGCACCACCGUUCUGGACAGUUUCAUUUAAGCGGAUUACAGCUUCGACGGGCGUUACGCGAGACAGAUAAAACACUUCGUGAUGCUGUACCGCAGUUGCGUUCAGGACCUUCCAACGGCAACCACGGGAGAAGUGUGGCACAGCUGUUGACUGGUAAUAAGGAUAUUUUGAAUCAGAUUCCUUUACGUGCGUUCAGCUUGAGUCAGCAUCACGCAUUACUGUACAAUCUUGGCAUACAACUACUGUUCGCACGCAAACCAGUAGCUGCAUUCUCAACUCUUUUGCAACUAAUCAACAGUUAUCCACGAAAUCCCAGAUUGUGGUAUCGCCUCGCAGAAUGCUGCAUCAAAGUACAUUGCCCGGACAACCUAUCUUGGUGGCAGCCCCAAGCACGCUCGUCUUGCAUACUUGAAACUGUCGGGGUUGGACCUUGUAGAAACGUCAUGUUAACAUUUGGUACCCGAGAGCCUUCAAAACCAUGGAUAGAAACGGCAUCUAUGCCCUCUCCGACCCUGGAGUUUGGUUCGUUCUGCCUUCGAAAUGCAUUGCUUUUACUUCCUCGCCCGCCGACAGAACUGUUUCUCAGUAGUCAGACCGACAAAAGCGCGUAUGACGAUCAGCAGACAAGGUUACUGAAGUGGUCAGAAAGCCAAACUGUUGCGGUUCUUCCGUCGCCAGUUCCUCUCCGAGGCCUCGGACUGCUGCAUUUGAUGACGGCAGUUCAUUUGGGAAUUGCAUACACUGCACUCUGCCUGAAUAACCCAGUUGACGUUUUGCCUAGUGCUCGGGCCUUACUCGAGGACACUCAGUGUAUCACAUCCAAUCCGGCAGAACCCAAUGACGGAGCUGGAACACAAACUGAUUACAGUACCUCUAAUGCGAUUCACUUGACGUGGGUGGCGCCACCGGCUUAUCGAUUUUUGGCUCGAUUGUAUCUGGCAGAAGCUCUCGUUAGCUUGGAUCGAGUAUCCGAAGCCACGCUCCUGUUAAGGUUCCGGAUUCCGGAUUCUGUUUUGUCUGAAAAUCAGCUGCCAGCGAUCUACUCCUCCUCCAUAAGUCUGGACUCAGACAGUCUCCAACCUUGCACGAACCAGAACGAUCCAGAACAUCAACUGGAGCACUUCAGUCAGGGAUAUGGCACGAAGAUACGGAGUCAACAUUCUGAUGAAGCUUCUCCUGGCCACUUGACCAUCUAUUCGCCCGACUUUCCCCGCACUGGAGUGCAGUCUACUGCACUACUGUUGUAUAAUCUGGCGGCUACUUUGGCUGUGGACAAACAGUGGACACUGGCUGAACACAUUUUGCACUUAUCGCUGUCUGGAUUGUCACUUCCGGUGGAAGACCUUAAUGGUCAUAAAUGGACUUCCUCAACCCAGUCACCCUUAGUCUCACUAUGCUCCUCUGUGUUACCUUUACCUGCGAUUCUGCUCAGAAUCUACCUGAGUUUGACGCUGAACAAAUCGGAUCAAACAUUAUUCCUGCUGAGAGAAUACUUUGGUCAUCUUACCUUAGCCGGCCGAUUGCAUAAUCCGUUCAGUGUACCCAAGAAACCGGUAGGCAUAGAGCCACCUGCUCUGGAGAAAUCGCGGGGAUGGACCAUGAGUGAUUUGAGACAACUAUUAAAGGCUUCCAUGAAUUCGGGUAUAUCCCAGAUAGCCGCUGGAGCUCGUGGACCCGUGCAGUCAUCGCAACCGAAUGUCCAGCGUCCCACCAGUUUAUGGGCCCCAACCCAACAUUUCAAACAGCCCGUUAAUGCUCAACCACAACCUCAAGCAACAAAUCAUCUACCUUCUUUGUUGCAAAGUCAAGCAACGUCAUCUCAAAUUCAUGCACAAUACGCUGGCCGCUGGGAGCAACAACCUGCAAGUAAUCAGACCCAAGCAACUGGACUUAUCACAGCUGCCAACGAAAGCGAUUGGCCCCCGCUGUAACGCGGGUAGCUACGGGUAUCCUUUCUUAGUGUGCCUAUGAACCUCCGUUUCUACGACGACCUUUGAGUUUAUUUUCAGACUACUUAUUUAUCUUUCAUAUUACGUCGUUUGGUUGUGACGUUCAUCCCAGUUUUUGCGCCACUUGUGAAUUUCUAGCAAGAUUUG
Messenger RNA from Opisthorchis viverrini, 2802 nucleotides. RefSeq lists its product as hypothetical. The transcript has 9 exons. The coding region runs from base 1 to 2637 and encodes 878 amino acids. The record is from RefSeq and is a predicted model, not a curated record. Gene Ontology annotation, biological process: mRNA catabolic process; negative regulation of translation. Lineage: Eukaryota; Metazoa; Platyhelminthes; Trematoda; Opisthorchiida; Opisthorchiidae. Gene Ontology annotation, molecular function: protein binding. Gene Ontology annotation, cellular component: CCR4-NOT complex.